Molecule: messenger RNA, 817 nt
Organism: Osmia bicornis bicornis
Lineage: Eukaryota; Metazoa; Arthropoda; Insecta; Hymenoptera; Megachilidae
Product: transmembrane inner ear expressed protein
Exons: 2
Coding region: 188-706 (172 amino acids)
Source: RefSeq, a predicted model, not a curated record
AUAAUUAAAAGCCUACACUCUUUAUGAUGUGUUGUUAAUACAGUAUUUUAAGUAAAACAUAUCGUUAAUCAUACUUAAAGGUACAAUUAUAUAUUAUUUUAAAUAUCCUUUUUUUUUUACUACUUCAUCAAAUUUAUUUGAAACAAAUAAAACUUAUUAAACAACUAAAAUUUUUCAGUUACUUAUUAUGAAGAAAAUGGAUGAGGCAACUAUCACAUCGAUUUUGUCUUCCUCAUCUUUUUCACCAUGUUCGCCUAAUGAAAUAGCUAUACGUCCAGGAGACUGUGUCGAAGGUGGUGUUGAAGAAUGGUUAGAAGAUGAAGCAUUACCAGGGUUUCGUGUUUGGCAACUUGCUGGCAUUAUUCUUUCUAUCUUACUUAGUGUACUCAUUGGACUUUGUUGUUGCUUUCGAUUUAGAGUACCACGAACUAAGCAAGAAAUAGAAGCUGAUUAUGUUAGAAAGAAGAUAACAAAAAGCUUUAGACAUGAAUUAUCCAAAAUUAGUAAUACAGAAAUGGACGAUAUGGAUUUGAAGAAAGCGUUAUGUAAAAUCCAAAAUAAGUUUGAGAUGGAAAGUCAUGAAGUCCAGAGGGAUCAAGAAACAACUUACGAAAGUAUACAUGGAUUAAGAUCAAGAUUCAGUGCAAUGUUCAACAGGAUUCACUUCACUAAAGAAGAACAUAUUAAUACUGAUACUAUAAUUUAGUUAAUUUACAGGGAUAAAAUUAACUACUAUAUGUAUUUAAUUCCAAAUAAUUAAGUUCUGUUGAAUGUAAUAGAAUUGAAGAAACAAUACAUAAGUAAAUUCUAUACAAUA